CCGGGUCUGACCACUUCCUCGCAUGUUUCUUUGGGCACAACCACAACCCGUGACAGAGUUUAUUUAGCCGCAGCCAAACAGAAGGGAAACCACCGGGAUGGACCGUCUUACGGGGGGUGGAUAACCCCCCGAUUCAUUUAUUUAAACAUGCCAUUUCGGAAACAACUCUUUCGUUAAAGCCGUGAAAACCCAACCAUGUGGCGAGUCCAGGGUUUUGUUGGGAGAGUUCUGCAUCGAUGUCAUGGCAGCAGCACCCUGCGACUGCCCCAGAAUCACCAUGUGGAGGACGAGGUCAUCAGCAGCUCGGCCGCCCUCUCCACUCGACACUCCUCUGACAGCAGUUCUCAGAAAGAGGAGGAUGGAGAGAGGAAGCGGGGGAGGCAGAGAACCUUUCAGUUCGGCCACGCUGACCUUCCACGGUACACAGCCUUGGAUGCUGUGGGAUGGGGUGCAGCCGCCGUCCUGUUCAUGCAGAUCUGCAGGAGGAUCCACUCCCAGUUUUCCUCAGGCACUGAUCCCAGUCCCACCCCCGGAGCCCUGAAAACAUCCUCCACGCACAAGUGUAGCUACCGCACCCUGCUGGAAAUCUUAUCUAGACAUGAUGUCCUGCCCAGAGGGAGGACUGUGUCCUGUCUGCAGGGGGUGGCAGAGAGACAGAACCAAGAUCAGCCCCCAUCUCAAAGCAGCAGCAGCAGCAGCAGCAGCAGCGACAACAGUCUUCACAGCAGCAGUGAGAAUGACCACCUCAUCUCUGACCACCAGAGGGAGCUCUUGAUCCAGGAUUCUCUUCUCCCAGAGGAAUCACUUCUGUCAGCAUCUCAGAGUAACGCCAAACCAGACAACGCAGAGAAAACGGACACCGGUGAAACGGUAGAUGCAGCUCUUUUGCACACAUUAUCUGAUGAAGAGAGGAUCACAGAAGCAGGACAGAGCCUCAAACAUGUGGGAGACACGAGCGUUCCUGUGAUCCUCAACGUCAUCGGUCUGGAAAAUGCCAAAAGGGAGAAAUACGAAGAAGCUUUUCCCUGUUUUCUGGCUGCAGCUAAGCAGGGAUACAGUAAAGCCCAAUUUAACACUGGUGUGUGCUACGAGAAAGGCAGAGGAGUCAACAAAGACGUGGAGAAGGCUCUGUAUUAUUACAGACUUGCAGCACUCGGGGGCCACAAACAAGCUCAGUACCGCUAUGCAAAGCUGCUCCUGACCAGCAGGGGGCAACAGAGUUUAGAGGAGUUGGACUUGGCCAUUGAUUUACUGGAACAAGCUGCUGCAGCUGGACUCACCAAGGCUCAGCUCUGUGUGGCUUCGGUCUACUCUCAGGAUCCGGUGAGGAAUGGGUGCAAGUCUGUCCAGUAUCUGAAGAUGGCAGCAGAGAGCGGAGACAACACGGCCCUGCUGUUCUUGGGUCAGUGUUAUGAGAGCGGCCUCGGAGUGCGGCAGAACUUGAGGACGGCCUUUGAAUUCUACAAACGAGCGGCUCAAGCAGGCAACAAGCAAGCUCAGAGCUUACUGACGCCUCCCACGUACAGUCAGGCACAAGAAGCGGUGUUGCGCUCCAUCCGCUCGACCCCGUGUUUCUCUGUGGCCGACCUCCAGCAGCGCCGCCCUCGCUCCGCCGAUCACCCGGCCGCUCUCCCCCUCCUGCCUCACUCCUGGAGCACCGGGAACCUGUGCGCGCCCACGUCAUCGUCCCCCAGCCCACUUCACCUCCAUCCCCCCGGCGCAGAGACAAGAGCCUGCCAGUGGACAGUAGGGGUAGGAUAGAAACCCUGAGACAGCAGAAGCCAAGCUGAGGAAUGUACUUUAAAGUCUGAAUGUAUUUGACAAGAAGAGGAAGGUCAGAGUGUAUUAGGUGUGGACAGUUUUUAUACUAAAGUCUGUAUGUGAUUGGAGUUUUAAAUGUCUGAAAGAGCUGCUGUGCACCAGACCGAACACAGUUUAGUGUAGAGUUUUAGUGUGUAUUUUGUUUCUAAAAUGUUUUUUUUUAUAAGCUCCCCUGUAAGACAAGUUCUCCUGUAUGUUAGAGA
Molecule: messenger RNA, 2024 nt
Organism: Mugil cephalus (flathead mullet)
Lineage: Eukaryota; Metazoa; Chordata; Actinopteri; Mugiliformes; Mugilidae
Gene: dele1
Product: DAP3 binding cell death enhancer 1
Exons: 12
Coding region: 196-1761 (521 amino acids)
Molecular function (GO): protein binding
Source: RefSeq, a predicted model, not a curated record